CUUUACACCGUGACGCACUAGCCUUUUAUACAUUAACCAUGGCCGCUGCUAUGCCUGUUAGCGGGUCGGGCGUCCGCCUGCCCACCCGCACAUUAUCUGCCGCCAGCACUAGCCGCAUGGCGUUCGGAUUCCCCAGCGUCUCUCGGACACCAACUCGCAGUGUUACGACCAUGGCUGCUAAGGUCACUGGCAAGAUCAAGCUAGCUUUGCCAGCUGGAAAGGCGAACCCUGCUCCUCCUGUUGGCCCUGCUUUGGGUUCAAAGGGUGUGAACAUCAUGGCCUUCUGCAAGCAAUACAAUGCCGAGACGGCAAAGAUGAUCGGCGAUAUCAUUCCUGUGGAGAUUACCGUUUACGAGGAUCGCAGCUUUACGUUCAUUCUUAAGACGCCACCGGCUUCCAUUCUCCUGAAGAAGGCAGCUGGCAUCGAGCGCGGCGCCGGCAAGCCCAACAAGGAGGUGCUGGGCCAGGUGACUCGCAAGCAGGUGGCGGAGAUCGCGGCGAAGAAGCUGCCGGACACCAACGCUACGCAGCUGGAGUCGGUGGCGCGCAUGAUUGAGGGCACGGCGAAGAACAUGGGCAUCAAGGUGGUGGAUUAAAUAUAAUAAGUUAAGCCUUUGGAUAGCCUCCAACUCCUUUUAAUUGAGAGAUUGGGAGGAAACCUGGAGCAGGAGCGGGGGAGCAGGAGUGGGCUCCGGGGGCUCAUAAAGGGACGUGACGGGGCGCGGGUGUGGUGUCCUCGCGCAUGCAUGCGAGCAUGUGGGCUGGGAUGUCGUACGAGGCUGUACGGUGUUUCGAGUAUAGGUGUAGGAGAAGGAGGGGGGAAGAGUAUGGGAGAGGGGCAUGGCGUGGAUGGCUUUCUCUUUGGUAAAAGCAGGACUCACCAGCCAUAGCAGCCGAACGCGCGCCACACGUUGUACGGAGGGUACGUGCCUAGGCAGCAGCGAAGGGCGUGUGCUUUACCCCUGAACCGCCGCUGGUUGGCACCCGCACGAGGACGGCAUGUUUGCACGUACAGUGAAGUGGGGCGCUGCGAUUGGUAAGGCAUCCGCCCCACUGCAUGUCUAGCAUGUGGCGUCUCUGGAGGGGUGUGAGGGGUAUUGAUGCGGACGAGCCUGCUCAGCAGCCCAGGUUGCUGUUGCUGGGGUGUUGUGAAGACCGGAUGUGGGCUUUAGACCCUUCUAUGGCUAUUCGGCUGAGGUAACGGCCAAGCUCAUGGCUUUAGGGCCCUCACCGGAGUCCCUCGUAGCAUGGCCAUGAGGUGUUGGGUGGCCAUGGGCGUUUGUGGAAGGAGUGUUAUAUGGCGCUGGGUUGCUGUUUGGGGAAGGGAAGGAUCGCGGGUUGGACUGCUGCUGCACCGAUGUGGAAUGACGACGCAGGUCCGGGAGUCUAGAGGGACAGACUUGAACGUGAAGUGGGCUUCUGUGUGUGUCCUGCUGGCCGCUUACCUGGUUGGCGGAUUGGACAUCGGGCUUUUUUUGUGGUUGUACAACAAGAGAGGAUGCUGCGCAGUUUUCCCGGGGGGAGGUCGCCCAAGGCCGAUUCUCCCCUUGCGUCUUGCAUAUCUUGACAUCCGUCAGACUAUGUGGACGUAUGAACGUUAUUGCGGCGUGUGCUUGCAAGGAUCGUGCCGUUCUACUAGGCCGGAACGCAAUUUUGAGUUCAAGCGUGAAGGCAGUGGUGGGCGGACCGUCCGCGUAUUAUAGACUGACGGAUACCGGGCCUUUGUCAUGUGCUGAUUUGGAGGCAUGGGUAUGUAAACGUCUUGGUCUUG
Messenger RNA from Astrephomene gubernaculifera, 1771 nucleotides. Lineage: Eukaryota; Viridiplantae; Chlorophyta; Chlorophyceae; Chlamydomonadales; Astrephomenaceae. The record is from the annotation of a GenBank genome assembly.